Molecule: messenger RNA, 3613 nt
Organism: Amoebophrya sp. A120
Lineage: Eukaryota; Dinophyceae; Syndiniales; Amoebophryaceae
Source: the annotation of a GenBank genome assembly
AGCAACCAGCCACAGCCAAGCUUCGAGAGCCCUUGGGUCGUCCUUUACCGCUGUAGUAGAACCAUUUGCCAAUUAGUUUUUUUCCCUCAGCGCCUUGGUCUAGAUCUAGGAAUUGGACGACUUCCGACUUUAUGUACUUAUUUUUAUUUGUUCGUCAUUAGCGUUGUCUCCGCGCAAAAAUUACCGGUACUUCUGAACAGCAAGCAACAUUAAAUGACGGAUGCAAGACAGCGCCUCCCGACCCACGAUCUAGUAGUGUGAACAAGGGCCUCCUGGGCGAUGGCACUGGUCUACGCCGCUCACAACACUCCGCAAGACCCGGCGCUGCGCCAAGCCAAGGAGCUAGUCGUCUCUCACUACCUCGGCGAGCAGUUUGAAACAAGCGUCAGCGAUGGCUGGGGCGAAUUUCUGGAGAUGCAGCUGCGAAACGUGCAGCACGAACGGUGUGGGCUGCUCCUCCAGUUCACCAAAGAGCUGCUGAUUGCGGUAUCCAAUGCAAAUAUUUCCGUGUCUGGAAAGUCGUAACGCUAAAAAUGCGUGGAUCAUAAGCAGGCUGCAAUGUUAUAAUUAUUGGGAAAUAUUUUUAAUGCCGCGUGACAAAGUUUUCAGUGCCCACGCCCAGGUAUUGUGUAAAUCGCAUGACAGACUGCGUUUCUGCUUAGCAAACCGAUGCAACUGUAGCUCAAGAACUUUCGUUUAUUUAUACAAUUCUUUCCUUCCUGUUGGUGUUCUUAAUGUCCUCGUCGACACAUGACAACAAGCCAGGUAAAGAUUUUCCAGAUGAACCGGAUAGAUUCGCAGUGGAUCAUGCGAGGCAGAGUCGAACAAGGGCGCGCUCACGAGUGGCUCGGACGAGGACGCUACGGCGCUUCGGCGGGACGCCGGCCGAAGCGGAUUUUUGCACCAGAAGUUGCCGCAAACCACGCCAGGGGGAAAGGGGUCGCCGGGGAAGGUGGCCUACCGAGCGCUUCUCCAGCGAAUUUUGCAGCCGGGAACGAAAUCAAGUUUCCAUGGCAGUUGGGUGUCCGAGCCUCUGCCUCUAGGCUUGGUGCCCCCCUUCACCGAGGACGAGCUGCAAUUCCUGGAACAGAAAAGGAAACGAGACAAGCGCGGCAUGCAGGUGCUCGCAAGCGAAGCCACCCUGCAAAAAUUCUGGAACGAACUGCGGCAUUGGGAGCCGCCCUCGGUAACGGAGUCACUUGAUGCGAGACUGCACGCGGCUGCAGAACUCUUUCGGGCGUUGUGGACGGCGGGAAGCGGCAGUACGACGAAACCGAAGGACGGUCGAAAGUUGUUGCGCGACAUGCCUUUUUACUUGUACGAGUUCUUCAUCGACCUCUGCGAGCUUUUCGAUGCUUUUAUGAGAGUUCGCCGCCUGCUCCCGCUAUCCUCCCCUUGCAUUUUUGUCAUGCAAAAUCCCUCAUGCUGUCUUGCGUGCCUGUUUGCGUGACAGGUGCUUCUUCCGGAAGCCGAAACGCUCAUGCACUGGUCACGCACAACCUCCACUUGUCGUGUUGGCGUUUGUAUUGAUGUUUGUGCCAUGCAAAUGGGGGGGGAGCGGAGGGGGGUUGUGCACUCUCAUACCUUUUUUCGAGGUCCUAGAAGACGUCAAAGCAGUAGUCGGGCUGGGCGCAGUAUGCAUUACAAAUACGUCUGGGUCUCGAACAUAGGAAAUUGUCAUACUGAUCCUGGAGUAGACGAAAAUCUGUAUUGCAUAGUCAGCAACAAUCAAGCGUGCGCUUUUUGCCUCCUGGAAAGGGCAUCUCUCAUGCGGGCUAGGCAUGCGCUGGAUGAAGACCAGACCGUAUUGCAGGAGCAGGUCCGAAAAUUGCAUGGCGAAUCUCUGCAUUCGCACGCCCUGCCCUUAGCCUUCCAGCACGACAAAUUUCUGUAUUCUUGUUGCAGACCCAGAGACAUUUGCAGUUCAUACACAGUAGUUCCGUUGGCGUGGGCCGUUUCCGGUGAAAAUUGGCCCAUUAGCAAAGAACAAGAUGGCACGGCGGUAGCCAAAAAGUCGAGAUCGGUUGCGGAGCGGGACCUGGACGAUGCGCGCCUGCUGGUACUGUGCGAUUUGAUGCGGGCGGACCUUACGGAGCUUUUUCAGCAGUACGGGAAACCUUUGUGCUGGCUCGCACACACCGUGGAAUGGAUUCUGUGCAAGUUUCGCAAAUCCAAAAAAAAUGACCAAGACUGGAAAGACGCCGUCCUUGCCGCACCGAAAGCAACCUUGAAGCUAGUGCCCUCGUCCUCCUCUUCUUCUGCCGUCAUAAAGAAAGCCGACAAGAACAGAGCGCUGUCAAAACCUGUUUCAGUAGCUGCAUCGUUUAGUACUUCCGCUUCAUCGGCGUUGCAGCCGGCGCUGAAGAUCAAGUCCAAAGCUGCGGCAGUGCCUACUCGGUUAAGAAUUGCAGCAAAUGAAGUUGUACUUCUACUUAUCCGAUACUGAUGGCACCACAUUGCGUUCACAUACAAAAAAUUAGCUUGAGACCAUAAAAAACGGAAUUUGUGAUGCUGAUGUACCUGAAAAACGAUAUUUUUCAUUGGUGAUCAUUGCGAUUAUUACGAGGAGUACCGGGAUAUUAAGAAGUAUUACUUUUGCACAGCAUACCACCGCACUCAGGCAGCGCGGUCUACAGCUCGGGGAUCGACGUCCUCAAUAUCCCUCUUGCCAGUAGAACAAGGACCGGUAGUACAACGCCCGCAGAUGAUGUUGAAACGGGCUACGAAGUUGUUGCAGGAACGCGAUACGGCGUCCGCAGGAAAAAACUCACCCCCGUCGGCAGAGAGCGUUGUUGCAAUAAAAGAAGCGGAGAACAAGAAGUCUUCGAACUACAAGCAGCUCCCCGCCGCGGCUCCCGUUGCACCUGCAAACGCCGUGUUGGAGAAGAACGCCAGCAGUUCCUCGAGAACCGCCGAGCGCGAGCUGUGCAUCCUGCUGUGCGCACUUUGUGAAGACCCGAUCGCGCACGUCUACCUGGGAAAAUGCUCGGCCGGGAAGGCGGGCGUUCGCUUGCGAAUGGAGGAGGUCGGACGGGGAGGAGGAGUAGCUCCCGGUCACCAUCUCGUCUCGAUGGGCGAUGAAAAGGAGCAAAGUAUAAGUGGCGAGAACAAUAUCGAGCGACCCUUGCUAGUAGCUGCACCACUAGGUGACGUAGGAGUCCUUGUAUCUGCGUCCAGGAGCACGUCGAAGGCGGUAGAUCGACGAAAUAAAUCCCAGUUCACUACGACUGUCGGCGUACACAGUUCCGACGACCAGAAAAACUGGGAGCGGAUUCUCGCGUGGGCUCCGGAGAGGAAGAUCCGUUGUCCAUGCAGGAUGGACACGACAGAGGACGAGGAUGACUUUAUUGUUGACGACGCGGUGGAGAAGACUCUCUACAAAUUCCGAAAAGGCCAAGACUUGAAAUUGGACGAUCAGGAAGAUGGACAUGAUCUUAACGUCGAUGUUGAUGAAGAAUGAAAUUAUAAUUCAUAGUCGAUCAUGACAAUAUGGUAAUAUCAGGAUCAACUCGUCUGCAAUAUGCAUUUUUCGGAUGAAAACUCAAUGGUGUGUGUCACAGCACGUGCUGCAAAGAUAACUGUACAUAUAGUGGAGAAAAGUACUCAUAAGACA